Molecule: messenger RNA, 228 nt
Organism: Miscanthus lutarioriparius
Lineage: Eukaryota; Viridiplantae; Streptophyta; Magnoliopsida; Poales; Poaceae
Source: the annotation of a GenBank genome assembly
AUGAACUCCCCGCUGCCGGCGAGUCGGAUGCCCGGGACUGCCGACAAGAUGUGGUCCCCGGUCUCCACCAGGCUAUGGUCGCUGCGCUGGCUGCUUAGCAGAGGCAAGCUGGCCAUGGUCGGCACCUCCUACAGCCCGCGCAGCGCUAGUGACAUCGAGCAGGGGCCCGUCGAAGCCGAGUCCGCCCGCUCGCCUAAGACGUCGAAGACGCCUCCGUCGGCGAACUGA